This is a messenger RNA of Psammomys obesus (fat sand rat), 1927 nucleotides long. RefSeq names its product ectodysplasin A2 receptor (gene Eda2r). Gene Ontology annotation, molecular function: tumor necrosis factor receptor activity; protein binding. The transcript has 8 exons. The record is from RefSeq and is a predicted model, not a curated record. Gene Ontology annotation, biological process: positive regulation of JNK cascade; positive regulation of canonical NF-kappaB signal transduction; tumor necrosis factor-mediated signaling pathway. Gene Ontology annotation, cellular component: plasma membrane. The coding region runs from base 169 to 1035 and encodes 288 amino acids. Lineage: Eukaryota; Metazoa; Chordata; Mammalia; Rodentia; Muridae.
GUGGAAGUGAAAUGAAUCCAGCAGAACACUGGUUGCAACGGAUUUCACCUAUUGUGAGAGCGUGACAACUGCCUUGAGAAAGAACUAUAUAGUCUGCCUACCUCAAAUGGAACAUCACCUCUUGCUUUGUGCACUGAAAUAAAGGACAAAGUAAACAGGUUUUUCAUCAUGGAUUGUCAAGAAAAUGAGUACCGGGACCAAUGGGGGCGCUGUGUCACCUGCCAAAAAUGUGGCCCUGGACAGGAGCUCUCCAAGGAUUGUGGUUAUGGAGAAGGUGGAGAUGCAUACUGCACAGCUUGCCCACCCCGAAAGUAUAAAAGCACAUGGGGGCAUCACAGUUGUCAGACUUGCAUCACCUGUGCUGUCAUCAAUCGGGUCCAGAAGGCCAACUGCACAAAUACCUCUAAUGCUAUCUGUGGAGACUGUCUGCCCAGGUUCUACCGAAAGACACGCAUUGGGGGCCUUCAGGACCAAGAAUGCAUCCCUUGUACAAAGCAGACUCCUUCUUCUGAGGUUCAGUGUACCUUCCAGUUGAGCUUAGUGAAGGUAGAUGCACACACUAUUCCUCCGAAGGAAGCCACACUUGUUGCACUGGUGGGCAGUCUGCUAGUGGUAUUUUCCUUUGCUUUCCUUGGCCUCCUCUUCCUAUAUUGCAAGCAUAUCUUCAACAGACAUUGUCAAUGUGGAGGUUCCUUGCAAUAUGAGGCUGAAAAUGCAGUGGAAGAAGAUUCUCUUUUCCCCGUGCCAACUGGCCAGGAGACCAGUCCAGAAUUUCCAGUGAAUGAGAGCAUCUUUGAGAUUAAGCCACUUAACUCCAUCCUGGAUGGCGACUGCAGCUCCACUCGUGGCUUCCCCACACAGGAGUCCUUUACCAUUGCCUCGUGUGCCUCAGAGAGCCAUUCUCAAUGGGUCCAUACCCCCAUUGAAUGUACAGAGCUGGACCUGCAAAAGUUUUCCAGCUCUGCCCCCGGGACUGGAGUUGAAAACUUGCGAGAGAACACAGCUGAAAGCUUUGGAGCAUUAUGUACCAUUUGAAGUUCCCAGCCUUUAACUUUACUGAGGUCUCUUUUGUUCUUGGCAACCUUGCAAAUGAUUGUUGCUCGACUUUUCUGUUCGUCUAUUCAGCAACAGUAGCAUGGGCCUGGGAUGUAGGUCCCACAAUAACCCCGUACUCUAAAAAUGGGGUAUACAGAGCACCAUCCUACCAGAGGAUUAAUUCCCCACCAUUUGUCCUAGACUGAACUUGAACAUUUUUUGUUUGUUUGUUUGUUUGUUUGUUUUCUUAUCCUAGUAUGGAGAUCCAGAUUCCAUAGCCAUUGGACUGCUGGGCACAUUCUUUCUGUUUAAUUAUAGCAGUUGAGGGGAAUAACAAUGAAUGGGGUCGAGUUUUCCUGCCUGUAUAAGUUUUCUGCCUAUAUUUUUGACAGGUAGGCCUGAAAUAAGUGGUAUACAGACUAUGGUGUCAUCCACCUACCACUUUAGAGAGAAAUAUGACAUGCUUCCUCUUUCAGCUUUCUGCUUUGACUCUCUCUUCCACCCUUCCUACACACACCUCCACACACACAAAGUGAGAUGGGAGGCCUGACCUCUUGAUUCUACAACACAUAUCCUACACUUCUAUAACUGUGAUAGCUGUGAUGCCAGCAGGUUUGUUACAGUCUUCAUUCUCAAAGACAGGCUACCAACACUCUCUAGUGGGGAUUCAAAUCAGUGCCUUUUAGAUUUUUUUAACUGUCUUUUCCUAAAUUUCUUUCAAUCUUUUUACUCUAAUAUUCUUACCUUUAUCCCCUUGCAGUCAAGUCUUGACUCUGAAGUUUCUGAGGUGCAGGAGGUAGUGCGCUGCAGAGCUAAGUGGACCAUUUGGUGCUUUCUUGGCUUAGAGAAUAGUUAGUCCAUUUCUCUUAAGCCUGAGCCUCCAGUUUCACAU